Messenger RNA from Jaculus jaculus (lesser Egyptian jerboa), 772 nucleotides. It is a transcript of the gene Fbxl22, whose product is annotated as F-box and leucine rich repeat protein 22. Gene Ontology annotation, biological process: SCF-dependent proteasomal ubiquitin-dependent protein catabolic process. The transcript has 2 exons. Gene Ontology annotation, cellular component: SCF ubiquitin ligase complex. Lineage: Eukaryota; Metazoa; Chordata; Mammalia; Rodentia; Dipodidae. The record is from RefSeq and is a predicted model, not a curated record. Bases 23 to 772 code for a protein of 249 amino acids. Gene Ontology annotation, molecular function: protein binding.
GCUGGUGCGGCUGCCCCUUGCCAUGCACAUCACCCAGCUCAACAGGGAGUGCCUGCUGCACCUCUUCUCCUUCCUGGACAAGGACAGCAGGAAGAGCCUCGCCAGGACCUGCCCGCAGCUCCGCGCCGUGUUUGAAGACCCCGCACUCUGGCCCCUGCUGCACUUUCGCUCCCUUGCCGAGCUCAAGAAGGACAACUUCCUGCUGGGCCCGGCCCUGCGCAGCCUGUCCAUCUGCUGGCACUCCAGCCGCGUGCAGGUGUGCAGCGUCGAGGACUGGCUCAAGAGCACCUUCCAGAGGAGCCUCUGCAGCCGCCACGAGAGCCUGGUCAACGACUUCCUCCUGCAGGUGUGCGACAGGUGCCCCAACCUGGCGUCCGUCACGCUCUCGGGCUGCGGCCACGUCACCGACGACUGCCUGGCGCGCCUGCUGCUCUGCUGCCCGCGCCUGCGCGCGCUGCGCCUCGAGAACUGCGCGCGCGUCACCAACCGCACGCUGGCGGCCGCGGCGGCGCACGGGAGCGCGCUGCAGACGCUGCACGUGGACUUCUGCCGCAACGUGAGCGCCGCGGGCCUGCGCCGCCUGCGCGCCGCCCGCCCGCGCCUGGCCGUGCACGCCGAGCACAGCGCCGCCAUGAUCCCCGACCAGCCGCCGCGCCGCGCGCCCCCCGCCCCCGCGCCCGCGCCCGCGCCCGCGCCCGCGCCCGCGCCGGCUCCGAACGCGGCGCCCCCGCCUCCCCGAGCCCUGUGCCUGCCUCGCACCGCGAUUUCUUAG